This is a messenger RNA of Daucus carota subsp. sativus, 942 nucleotides long. RefSeq names its product mechanosensitive ion channel protein 8. Gene Ontology annotation, molecular function: mechanosensitive monoatomic ion channel activity. Lineage: Eukaryota; Viridiplantae; Streptophyta; Magnoliopsida; Apiales; Apiaceae. Gene Ontology annotation, cellular component: plasma membrane. The transcript has a single exon. The record is from RefSeq and is a predicted model, not a curated record. Gene Ontology annotation, biological process: monoatomic anion transport. The coding region runs from base 1 to 942 and encodes 313 amino acids.
AUGGCGGCGAAGCAAGCUGAAGUUGUUGUGAAAAUCUCCGGCCAGAGCAGCCCCGAAGCAGAUCAGACUGCGAAACUCUCCGGCCAGUCGCCGGCGAACACGACGGGGGAAGACGGUAGCUGCGAAAUUACGAACGAUACCGACUUCGAAAUCCACACGGAGUCUCCUACUUCUCAGCCCUCGCCAUUGUCGAGAAUUGUUGAGAGCCCUACUAGUGAGAAUCUUCGGCGGCGGUCCGGUCGAGCCGGCGGUAAUGGUAAUGGCAGUGGUACUAGUUCUGAUGAAGUUGUUACUUGCAAUUCAAACUCAUCGUUUCGGAGGAAAUCGAGUUUGCUGAGGAUGAAGGCUAAGUCGAGGCUGAUGGAUCCUCCGGGGAUGGAUGAGAGGUCUGUGAAGUCUGAUGAGUUGGAUGAGGAUGAUCCAUUUCCUGAAUAUGAUAUACCUGAGAAGUACAAGACGAUGAAGCUUGGUAAGUGGACUGUCCUUCAGUGUUUUAUCUUGAUUUUGAUUGUUGCUGCGUUAGUUUUUAGUCUUUUUAAGAAGUGGCGUUUGUUUGGGCUUCAAUUGUGGAAAUGGUAUGUGGUGGUGGUUUUGAUAUGUGGGCGGUUGGUUUCGGGGUGGGGGAUUAGGGUGGUUAUGUUUUUGGUUGAGAAGAAUUUUAUGCUGAGGAAACGAGUUUUGUAUUUUGUGUAUGGGUUGAGGAAAGGGGUUCAGAAUUGUAUAUGGUUAGCCCUGAUUUUGAUUGCUCUGCAGUUGAUAUUUGAUAAGACAGUAGAGAGGGUGACAAACUGGAAGAUUUUGCCGCAUGUCACUAGAAUUUGGGUGUGUUUGUUGGUGGGUAUUUUGGUGUGGCUUGUCAAGACGUUUCUUGUUAAGGUCUUUGCUUCAGCGUUUCAUGUGAGCACGUAUUUUGACCGGAUUCAAGAGUCUUUGUUUGAUUAG